AGUUUUCUAAAUUUGUUUGAUUUUUUUAUCAUUUAUAAAAAAAAAUAAGAUAGAAAUAAUAAACGCAAAAUGUUUUGGGGUUUAAGUGAAGCAAUCGAUUUGUUUAAUGAAUAUAUCAAUAUUUUCAAAAAUCAGGAUGAAAACUCGGGACAAAAUUGCGAAGGAAAUGCAGCCGGAAACCAUAACAUUAAUAACAAACAAUUAAAAGAGGAGAUAAAUAUAUUGCUAUUUGGUGCAAAUGAUCCUCGGCACAUAAUUAAGACAAUGGCAAAAGUCUACCACCACAAGUCGAAGGGAAUGACACCAAUUUUAAACUUCUAUCUUGUCGAUGGCUGUACCGAGGUAGUGGCACGUAAUAUGGUUUUGCUUGCUAUAGCACUGGAAAGUCCUGAAAUUUUAAAUCUUCGAACCAAAGUCCAUUUAUUUAUGGAUAUAUAUGGAAAUUCGUUAAUGAGGGCUUCAUCUUAUCAUUAUUUGGUGAUUAAGGCAAAGGCUUUGCUGAAGGCUGUCACAGACUAUGAGUAUCUAGAAAAACUGACACCAAUGUUAAAUAUUGAUCGCAUGAAAUAUCGGGAACGCGAUGGCUUAGAAACUGCUUUCGAAUUUUGGUUGUCUAAGGAGACAAAUAUUUUCAAAAUACAAGAAUAUUGGAAUGUUCGACUAAGAAAACUAAUGGGAACGCGAUAUGACUACCGAGAAGGCCAAUUUGAUUGGGAUCUUAACAUGGUAUUAAAAGAACGCAAAGGAAAGCAAAUAUGCUCACAGGAAUAUAGGUAUUGGCGUGAAACUGGUAUCGCUUUUACAUUUCCUGAAUAUGAAUAUAGCAAACAAAAUAAAACACUCUCAACUGGAUUAGUUCGCAAUGGUGACAAAUUUAUUCAUCGAGGAUAUAUUGGUGAUAUUCAAACCGGUCCCUUUGCGGCGUUUGGCUUAAAAACAAACUAUGAACGUAUGAAUAAAUCGGUACAUGGUGAAAAUGAUUACCGUUCAACGGAUAUCACUGAACGUAAUCUAUUGGAAUUAUUUCAUGAGUUAGCAACACAAACUCCAUACAAACAUGAUGCAAGUCAGUCGCGGAAAUACGGUUCAAUACGACUUAAAAUGGGCAAGCGCUUGACACACAAUGAGUUUGAUACAGAAACUAUAAAGGAUUACAAUAAACCUUGGAUUUUUAUUGGCGGAAUUAAGAUUAAUUUCUUGUCGUCCGAUGACAUUUUAACACUACAGCAAAAUGUAUCCGGCCAAUGGUCAAAGUUUUUCGAUGUAGCUUUUGUUGGACAUAAUUAUUUUACAUUUCUCCAAGAUAACUUUGUCAAUGUUUUAAGUUCGCAAUCCCUUUUAAUAUUAGAGUCGAAAUUGUUGUCAACUGCUCGAAAAGAGGACAUAAAUAACUUCGAAGAGAAACUUUUUAAUUAUGCUAAACGAAAUAAUUUUCAAAAUGUCAACAACUACAACGCGUUCAAUAUUAAGAAUUUAUUUAUAAAAUUUAAAAGCAGCUUUGAUUGAUCUAAAUAGUAAUUUUUGAAUUUUAUAUAUUAAAGCAAACAUUUUUCAAAAAAAAAAAAAUC
Calliphora vicina (urban bluebottle blowfly) is the source of this 1568-nucleotide messenger RNA. RefSeq names its product Dynein axonemal assembly factor 3 (gene Dnaaf3). NCBI's taxonomy places the organism in Eukaryota, Metazoa, Arthropoda, Insecta, Diptera, Calliphoridae. Bases 70 to 1506 code for a protein of 478 amino acids. Gene Ontology annotation, biological process: axonemal dynein complex assembly; motile cilium assembly. The transcript has 2 exons. The record is from RefSeq and is a predicted model, not a curated record.